Molecule: messenger RNA, 3801 nt
Organism: Eleginops maclovinus (Patagonian blennie)
Lineage: Eukaryota; Metazoa; Chordata; Actinopteri; Perciformes; Eleginopidae
Gene: cabp7a
Product: calcium-binding protein 7
Exons: 6
Coding region: 720-1367 (215 amino acids)
Cellular component (GO): trans-Golgi network membrane
Molecular function (GO): calcium ion binding
Source: RefSeq, a predicted model, not a curated record
GUGUGUUAUGCGGGAGGGAUUGCCUACACACAUAUAGAAUGUGUGUGCAGACGUAUGUAUGAGAACCGAGUGACGGGGGAAAGAAACAGAGGAUAUCAGAUCCACACAGAGAGCUUCCUUUCACAAAAAACACUCCACUGAAGAUGGAAACUGGAUCGCAAAGCGCCCCCGUGCCCAUGACCGAAUAAGAGCGAGCGAGCGAGCGAGCAGUUAUUGUCUUUUAAGGAUCGAACUGACCUGUCAUCUUUCAAGAGACACGUUCAGAUUGUUUUUGAUUAUUUCCAAAUCAUUUUUUAGGUGUAGCACGUCGUUUCUCUGGAUUAUAUGAAGGUGGUUGGAUCUUGAAGACGGAGUGCGUCAAGUUAGCGCACGUAUCCAACAAGUGGAUGCAUGAAUUCGCCAGCAGCAGACAAAAAACGCAAACAGCCGGUGUCUUGAAAUCCUAUAAAUCUGUGUAUCGGUUGAAAAGCAAUAGACUACAAAUCUGCACCGAUUAGCUCAGAUUAUCAAAGGAGAUGCAUGUGUAUGCAAAUUGUCUCGGACUGAGUCAUUGACCAAAAUCAAGAUAUUGCUGCGGUAUCUGUCACCCACCUCACCCCUCUCCUCCCAUCCAUGGACUCGCUUCUCCCUUCCCUCGGUGACCGUGGGGGGAAGUUGGGAUCCUCUCUUUAGACAUUUCUGUAUGACGAGGGCGCAGGUGGCACCUAAAGGUCGCAGUCAUGCCGAUGCACCCAGUCACCUCCACGUUGAUGUACCGAGGGAUCUGCACCAUCCCUGACCUCCUCAACUACAGAGCCCCGGUGAACCUGCCUGAAGACGAGGUUGAAGAGAUCCGCGAGGCCUUCAAAGUGUUUGACCGCGAUGGGAAUGGGUUCAUCUCAAAGCAGGAGCUGGGGAUGGCUAUGCGCUCCCUGGGCUACAUGCCAAACGAGGUGGAGCUGGAAGUCAUCAUUCAGAGACUGGACAUGGACGGCGAUGGCCAGGUGGACUUUGAGGAGUUUGUCACUCUUCUGGGCCCAAAGCUGACGGCAGCGGGGUUGCCAGAUAAGUUCCACGGCACUGACUUUGACUCCGUAUUUUGGAAGUGUGACAUGCAGAAGUUAACAGUGGAGGAGCUGAAGAGGCUCCUCUACGACACCUUCUGCGAUCACCUUUCUAUGAAAGACAUCGAGAAUAUCAUCAUGACUGAGGAGAACCACAUAGAAAACCCCGGGGAGUGCCAGGUGGAUAUAGACAGUUCCAGCCCGACGCAGCAAGUCAAGCAAACUUGUGUGCGCAAGAGCUUGAUUUGCGCCUUUGCCAUUGCUUUCAUCAUCAGCGUCAUGCUUAUCGCAGCCAAUCAGGUGCUGCGGAGUGGUAUGAAAUAGGAGCCGUGGCAUUUUCAGCCUUGACUACCACCUAGAGGCUGCCUCACAUACAAAUGACUAUAAACAUAAAGCUAAAAAAUAUAAAAUGGAUACAACAGACAUUCACGCAGCUGUAAAUUGGCAAAUUACUGCGGGAAAAAAAAUGGAGUCACCAAGGACACACGUGCAGGGAUUCGCCAGGAACAUGCUGAAAACUUUCAAGGACAACAGGACCUCAAAUAGAAAGAGACAGCAGUGUAUGCGAAGUGGACAGCUGCCUAUACAUAUCACUCAUACAACAUUUAGUAUCCAUUAGCUAUGUGCAUUUGAGCAGUGUUGCAUUCAGUAAGGUGGCAGCUAUAAAGAGAAGUGUUUUGACUGUCCAGUUUUGUAUUUGUCCAGUGUACCAAACCGUUUAUUAUAAAGCAGUAGAAAGAAAUCUGUGAAAUAUUGUGGGCACAGUUGGAGAAAAUGUAUUCCUGAGGCUGGAAGGUGUUGUUAUGUGCAAGGUCUGGAGUUCACAUUGUUGUGGAGAUAUUGUAUACGGUGCAAAAUUGUUGAAGAACAAUUUGUGUAUAAAAAAAGCUUUGUAAGAAACAAAUAUCUGCAGGGAGGUGCAUGUGAUUGUGUGGAUAGUUCCACUUAUUCACAGGCUGCAGGGUUAGGAAGGUUAACAGCUCGAGGGAGAAAUUGUGUUGAGGUCUGAAGGGACAGUUUACUGACUGGAAAGUGGCUGGACAUGCAGUAAACACUCGACUCUCCGGCUCCACUGCGGGGCUUUGCAGGCCUCAGAGGAUGACCUUCAUCUAUGCAUGAAAUGCAUGGAUUUAAACAGUUGCCGUCUUGACACAUUUGUAAAAGUUAUUCUCUAUGUAUUACUCAUUAUGACUGUAACAGCUGUUCUCAAUUACUUAACGACAACUGUGAGCAAUUGUGUGCGAUGCGGGGUGUCAGCAAUCACAACAAAAGGAAAGCAUACAAAUGCAUGAAAAAGAAGGGCUGCUUUAGUACAUGCUCUAAAAAAAAGAUUUCCAGGAUUGCUAAACUGCUUACCUUGCGCCUGAUGCCCACUACUACCGUAGAGUUAGAUAUGUGUCUCGCAACCAUUUUAAAGAAUAUGCAUUGGAAAUCAUCUGGUUGGUAGUACGGCUGAACAGGAAUGUAUUUUUUAUUUAUUUAUUAUGUCUGUAUGCGUUGUGAAGGAGCAAUAAAUGUGUGUAAAAUAGACAUCUUACAAUGCUUGAUACAGACGCGAAUCUUCAGAAAAGUUACCCCCAGUGGACCUAUCAACUGUUAAGGUCAGAAAAGUUUCUAAAGCACUUUUCAAAGGAAGGUUUUUGCAAUACAACAGAGACCCUCUUUUUCUGUGAGACGCAGAAAGAUAAGUGGGAAGAUGUGUGUCAGAAGCUGCACAGUGCAUUGGGGUUUGAAAGGGGCCAUAUGGUGUAAACUGUUGCAAUAAAACAUAAAUAUCUGUGAGGCCACCACAUGAAUAUGAUUGGGUGUAGUUUAGAUUGUUUUGCAUGCAUCUGGGUAUGUUCCCUCAUCAUCAGUGUGUAUUGUACAACCAAAGCUUAGAAGGGAUCUGUGACAGCAAAAUUAGGCCACAUAACGAAAGUGAUCUCAAAAAACAACGAUGAAUUUAACAUUUUAAUUCUUAAGAUAACCCAUAAACAGUAGAAAUCUAAAUAAUCCACAUCUUCUGAAUUUCUCUCUUUAGGAUCUCUUUUGGCAGCUUCCCAAACUUGGAUCUCACACAAGGGCCAAAACCUUAUUGAAAGGCAACCCAUUUAGACAACCCUACCAACAGGAGCCAUGCAGGAUAAUGAUUAUCUGAUGCACCCGGGCAAUUUGUCAAAAGUGUCAACUCUUUGUGGAACACAUUCAUAAAAAUAAGAGAGAAAAAAGCCCAUUUGUUAACAGAUACCUUGGUUUCAAUUUUUGCACUUUACGAUGUGCUGCAAUGCACAACAACUCACCGUCAUGAUUGUUCAUCCGAUUCCUCAUAUAUUUAAGACCUGAAUAAUUACAUUUAGGCCUAAAAGAUCAAUUACUUUACCAUAGAUGUCUAUUUUUGUGAAAAGGAAAUAAAAAAUAGUAUCGAAGUAGAUAUAACUUACUGACAAAAUACACCGAGUCAUUCAUUUUCUAUCAUCACCAAGGGUACAUUUUCAUUGGGAAUAAAGUUAUAUAUUUAUUUGAUUGUUGCCUUAUUCUUUGAGACACUUUUGCAUUUUGCAUAAUCAUAUAAACACUUGUACAAACCAAUAUUUAUUUUCUUUUUACCAAUGAAAAAAAUAUAUGAACAUGUUGAUAGUCUACUGAAUGUUCUAUUUCCAUUGUACUGUUCUUUGAUACCUGUCUUUGGAUCUUGCAAACAUGUUUCUUGACAGUGUGAUAUCUGUUCAUUGACUCAACCAAAUGUUCUAUGUCUGUGGAAUGGUAUUUCACAAUA